This is a messenger RNA of Melanotaenia boesemani (Boeseman's rainbowfish), 1656 nucleotides long. RefSeq names its product alpha-tectorin-like. The transcript has 11 exons. Lineage: Eukaryota; Metazoa; Chordata; Actinopteri; Atheriniformes; Melanotaeniidae. The coding region runs from base 1 to 1656 and encodes 551 amino acids. The record is from RefSeq and is a predicted model, not a curated record.
AUGUUAGCUGCAUACACCUGCACUGUGACCGGUCCUGCUGUCAUUGACGUCCACAACAAAGCCGACUUCAUAGAAGAUCGCUGUUCCUACACUUUGCUGUCGGAUUCGUGGAUUUCAGUUGUUCAGAUUCUGGCCAGUUUCCGUGAGCGACGUCGUACAGAUGUGAGCUUUGUGGACAGUGUGACUCUGCGGUUGGAGAGUCUAAACGUUGACAUUCUCCUGAAACAAGACGGCAGAGUCCUGGUGGACAACGUAGCUCUGGUCCUCAACAGCUCGAUCCAGGAGGUCCAUGGUGUCCAGCUCUCUAAGGACCAAACUGGAGUCACGGCCAAAGUUACACUCUCUGGACGCUCUGCUGCUGUGUUCUUUGAUGGAGACACAGCACAGAUCCACAUGAAAGGACCUGCUGGAUCAUCUCUGGUUGGUCUGUGUGGAAACUCCAGCAGUUUUUCUAGUGCAAAGCUCUCUGAGGACAGCUCCUCCAGCUGUGAGAGCGUGUACACUGAACCUGCUGACGGUACGAUCGACUGCCCCAUGAUGACUGAACGCUGUAACCUCCUGAUGGAGGCGCCCUUCUCCUCCUGUAACACCAUCGUGGAUCCAGCUCCCUACAUAACUGCCUGCAAUGCAACUUUGUGCAAAUAUCCUGCAGUGGACGGUCUCGGGUGUCAGUUCCUGUGGGCCUACGCCAGAGCCUGCAGCCUGAGCAACGUCACCCUGGAGAGCUGGUGGUCUGAGGCUCAGUGCUCUCGUCCUGAGGCCGUUUGUCAGAACCAGGUCUGCAGUGAUCAUGAGUUUUGUGGCGAGUUUGGGGGUAACACUGGCUGCCUCUGUAGAGCUGUUUUUGCCUCCAGUUACAGAGAGUCUAACACUCUGGGAGAUCCAGUGGUCUGCACACAGAACUCUGCCUCAGUCAGUCUGGUGGGUUGUCUCCUGAGGGACAAAUACAUUGACUACUCUGUCUUACACCUCAAUGAUGAGACCUGCAGGGGUGAGAUGGACCAGGAGAGUGGCAUGGUGACUUUCAGCUUCAACAGCAGCAACACCUGUGGUGCAGUGAUCACGGCCAACGACAGCCAGGUGACCUACAAGAACGCCAUCGUGGCUCAGAACAGCUCUUCUGAAGGCAUCACUCGCCAAGAUCAGUUCUACAUCGACUUCUCCUGCAUCCAUGUUCAGCCAGAAAUGAAGACUGUGGCCUUCAGGAUCAAAGACAGCUCUGUGGUCCAGCACAUCACAUCUGGAGAGUGGAGUUAUAAUGUAACCAUGAAAUCCUACACCGACGCCGACCGCACACACGUUGUGGAUUCUAACACCGAUGUGAUGCUGAACCAGAAGAUCUGGGUGGAGCUGGAGACCGAAGGGUUGGAUGCAGACCUGAUCGCCGUGGUGACGGACUCCUGCUGGGCAACUGACCAGGAAUCGUCCAACAGCACUCCGAGAUACGACCUGAUCCAGAAUGGCUGUGCCAACGCUGCUGACCAGACAGUGAUGGUGGAGGGAAACGGGGAGGGAACCUCCAACUACUUCUCCUUCAGCAUGUUCCAGUUCAUUGGGAGCUCUGGUGACGUCUACCUGCACUGCAAACUGAAUCUGUGCAUCAAAGAGGAGAACAGCUGCGUCCCGGUGGUUGCCAUGGUGACAUGGACUGACUGA